GGAGGUGGGGAGGCGCUACAAGCACGGCCGCUACACGGGGAACGGGGGACCCUUGGCGGUGGGCAUGUAGGUCGCGCCCUCCCUUCCACCCCUCCCCGCCGUCUCUGGCCCGGGGCGGGUGCUCCCCCAUCCCCGCAGUGAACGAAGCCGGCGCGCGCUAGGACCGCGGCGCGCCGCCCUCCGCCGCUAUAAGAGGCCGCGCUCGCGCCCCACGCGGAACCCGCGGCUCAGACCCGUCCCCGGCGUCCCGACCCGCGGUGGACCCGAGGCCCGACCGGCCGCUGCGCAGCCGACGCCAGCCCGGGGCCUGCGAGUCUCGCGCGCCCCGGGGCCCCCGCCGCGGGCACCAUGGGCGCUGCCCACUCCGCCUCCGAGGAGGUGCGGGAGCUCGUGGGCAAGACCGGCUUCUCCUCAGACCAGAUCGAGCAGCUGCACAGGCGGUUUAAGCAGCUCAGCGGAGACCAGCCCACCAUUCGCAAGGAGAACUUCAACAAUGUCCCUGACCUGGAGCUCAACCCAAUCCGAUCCAAAAUCGUCCGUGCCUUCUUCGACAACAGGAACCUGCGCAAGGGGUCCAGCGGCCUGGCCGACGAGAUCAACUUCGAGGAUUUCCUGACCAUCAUGUCCUACUUCCGGCCCAUCGACACCACCAUGGACGAGGAGCAGGUGCAGCUGUGCCGCAAAGAGAAGUUGAGAUUUCUGUUCCACAUGUAUGACUCGGACAGCGACGGCCGCAUCACCCUGGAAGAGUAUCGAAAUGUGGUGGAGGAGCUGCUCUCGGGGAACCCACACAUCGAGAAGGAGUCGGCCCGCUCCAUCGCUGACGGGGCCAUGAUGGAGGCAGCCAGCGUGUGCGUGGGGCAGAUGGAGCCUGACCAGGUUUAUGAGGGGAUCACCUUCGACGACUUCCUGAAGAUCUGGCAGGGGAUAGACAUCGAGACCAAGAUGCACGUGCGCUUCCUUAACAUGGAAACCAUCGCCCUCUGCCACUGACCGUCUGCCCCCUGCAGAGGCCACGCUGUGCCCACAGCCUCCCGUGGGGCCCGAGGCCGCCCGGCUCCUUCCACCGCUCGUGUAAAUAGCCUCCACUCCUCCGCUGUCUUGUUUUCCCGAGGGUGUGGUACCUGGGACCUCGCUGUUUUUAUCUCUAAUAAAAAAGAAAACGGUUGGUUUGUUAAUGAA
Enhydra lutris kenyoni (northern sea otter) is the source of this 1182-nucleotide messenger RNA. Its product is annotated as tescalcin. The coding region runs from base 349 to 993 and encodes 214 amino acids. Gene Ontology annotation, molecular function: calcium ion binding. The record is from RefSeq and is a predicted model, not a curated record. NCBI's taxonomy places the organism in Eukaryota, Metazoa, Chordata, Mammalia, Carnivora, Mustelidae. The transcript has 8 exons.